Ectocarpus sp. CCAP 1310/34 is the source of this 7053-nucleotide messenger RNA. Lineage: Eukaryota; Phaeophyceae; Ectocarpales; Ectocarpaceae. The record is from the annotation of a GenBank genome assembly.
GCAGCUGCAGCAGCAAGGGUACGGAGUCGGUGGUGGCGGAUACGGUUACCCUCAGUUCCCGGGCAUGAACAUGUACGGCCAGUCGUUUCAACAGUCCUACAACCAGGGGGGUUACCCAAGCAAAGCCUCGCAGCUACCCCACGGCCAGCUCCAGCAGCCCCCGAUGAACACCUCCUACAUGAACACGUACGGGAGUGUAGCGGGGGGAGAUGGGUCAGCCCAGACCCAACAGCCGCGGCAGCAGCAGCAGCAGCAUCAGCAGCAGCAGCAACAACCUAGUGGCGGGUGGAUCGACGGAGGCUUGCGCGAGCGCGGGGGCGGGGGCUUCUCCGGCCUCUCCGCGGAGGCGAACGGCUUCGUGCCCUCCAACUUCACCCCUGCAAGCGGAGUCGCGGGCGGCGGAGAGGUGGUAGGCGGGGGAAUGGACACCGGGUCUUCACAGGGAACGGGGGGUGCCAACAACAACGCCUCGUCGAUGUCGUCUGCUGGCAUGGGCGGCGCGGCGGGGGUCGGCGGUGACAUGCCCGCCUUGCCCACGGCGCCGUCCUCAACGGCGACGGCAGCGGUAGGAGGAGGGCAGCAGCAGUCGCGGCAGCAGCAGGUCUCCGCGAAUAACGCCUCGUCGUCGUCGUCGUCGUCGCCACCGCCGCCCGCGCCCCAGAAGAGGACUACCUCCUGGGCGGAUAUCGUUCGUCCGGAAGGGUUUCGAUCUUCCGACCAGAAGGCGUCGGCGGCGGCUGCGCCGAGCUCGACCAAGGCGUCGACGAGCCAGCCGGCACCGGCGGCAGCAACCUCCAACGAGGUCUCCGCUAUGCUCAACACGCCGGAGGCUUUCCCCGCCCCGGGCGCCUUCUCCGGUGGGGGGGUCGGGUACAGCGGGCUCAGCGCGGGUCCCUUCGCGGCAUCGCCUCCCCCCUCGUCGUCUGCCGCAGCGGCGGCGUCUUCCGGACGGCGGCAGCCGCAAGGUCCUGGUGGAAGCAGUGUCGCCAACGGAGGAGGGCUGGAGGGUCCCGGCGGCAAUGACGGCAAUAAUAACCAGGUGCUCGGGGUCGGGGAAGAAGGAAGCACCAGCAGAGGUUUGCCCGCGCCGGGAGAUGUUGCGGGUGACCAGGCCAAAGGGGAUGCAGGUGAUCAGGCGGGAGCGGCGGCGGGAGAUGCUACGGCGGGGGAUGGGGGCUACAACAACAGCAACAACGGGUACCCGCCAUAUCAGCAGCACCAGCAAUACUACCAGCAGCAACAGGCGGGCGGAGUUCCCGUGGGCGGCGGCGACGGCGGCGUGAUGGACGGAACCGCCAACGGGAUGUUCCCCGCUGCAGGCGGAAACGGCGUGCCAUCUCAGCAGCAGCAGCAGCAACAGCUCGUACCCCCAAUGUUUGGAAACGGUGGAGGGCUCGGCGGCGGCGGCGCCGGUGGUAGCGGCGUUGGCACCCUCGGCGGCGGCGGCGGUGGCGGGGGGGUCGUCGGACCGGGAAUGUUCGGGAUGAUGGGUCCCCACGGGGGCAUCGGGAACGGGGCCCCGCACCUGGGAUACAUGAACGGCGGGCCUUUCAUGGCGGACCCUGCCGCCAUGGGAAUGAUGCAUCAGCACAUGCCGCCGCACAUGGCCGUCGGGGGUUUCCAAAAUGGCUUCGGUGGGGGCGGUGGCGGCGGGGGGGGGUCCGCGCAGCGCGGGGGGUACGGCAGGAGAGGCAGGGGUGGCGGUGGAGGGGGGCGUGGGGGUUACAAAGGGCGAGGGGGCAACGGGAGGUUCGUGGGGAACAAUGCCGGGCGUGGUGGUGGGAUGCAGGCGUUCGGCGGCAACGGGGGUGGCAUGUUCAACCCUUACGUGGCGGCACAGCAGCAGGCAAUGAUGCACCAGGCGUUCAUGAUGCCGAUGCCCGUACAGCUCCCAGCGCACGUGUCACUCAUCAAUGCUCCGUCCUUUGAUCCCGAAGCAGCGGCGGUCGAGGGUACGCGUUUCUUUGUGAUGAAAACUUUCUCGGAAGAUGACAUUCAUCGCUCCGUUAAGCUCUCGGUGUGGUCUGGCGGGGAAGCGACCAACAGGCGGCUCGACGCCGCCUUCAAGGGUAUCAAGCCCAAGGACAGCGGCAAGGGAGGAGACAAGUCCUCCAAGGAUUCCGGAGAUGCCGCGGGAAAGGACACCACCGCCUCGUCGUCCAAGAAGAAGGGCAAGAAGAAGGGGGGCGGGGGCAAGACGGCCGGAGAGGACAAGAAGGCCGCCGGCGGCGGCGGUGGCAGUGACAAGAAGAUGGCUGCAGCGGAGGAGAGCGAGGGCGCCACCACUGCCGCCGGCGGCGGCAAGGACGCUAGCGAUGGCGACGUCGAGAAACCCGCGUCGGAGGGGGUAAGCGUAGCCGGCGACGGGGCCCCCGAAGAUGUCGGGAAGAAACAAGCCACUUCCGCCGCCACCUCCGAAGGUGACGACAAGGAGGAGAAGGAGGAGGAGGAGGAGGAGGAGGAGGAGCGCCCCGCUGCUGGUGGCGAGACGGCUACCGCUGAGGGCGGUGACGCUGCCCCGGAGACCACCGCCGUUCCUGCCGUAGACGAAUCCUCUUCGAGUGCCGACGCCGGGGCCGGGAAGGGCGGCGCGGCGUCGGAGUCGGCUGCGGCGGAGACCGGCAAGGAGUCUCCCGUGGCGGAGGAGGGUGCCUCGGACGCCGGCGCUAAGGACGACGUGGCCGACGAGGCCGCCGACGCUAGUGCUAGUGCUCGUGUGGAGAAGCCCGCUGCUACGUCGGUUGAUGUCAAGGAGGACAGCGCCGCCGCCGCCGCCGGGGACGCGAAGAAGGAAGAUGGUGGAGCGGCAGCCGCGGAAGUUGGGGAGAGCGGCGGCAAGCCGGAAGGGAAGGCGAAGGCCUCCUCGACAACAACCGGGAAGUCUUCUGCUUCCAAGGAGAAGGAGAGCAGCAACGGCGGCGGCAAGAAGGCGACCGGGGGCACCGUCGCGACAAGCGGCAAGGGCGGCAAGGGGGCCGGGCGCAGCAACAAGAAGGCCCCGCCAGUGUUCUUGUUCUUCUCGGUGUACCAGUCGGCCCAGUUCUGCGGAGCCGCGCAGCUGUGCGGUCCUCUGGACCACCAGGGCAAGAAGGUUAAGGGCCGCGCACACGACCGCUGGCGGUCCCACUUCCCCGUGAAGUGGGUAUUCGCCAAGGACCUGCCCAACCAGCAGCUCAAGCACAUCACGCUCCCGAACAACAAGCCAGUCGCAGCGGCGAAGGAUUCCCAGGAGGUGCCGUUUGAGCAGGGUUUGCAGAUGCUGAAGGCGUUCCACGAGCACAAGCACGUAACGUCGAUCGUAGACGACUACGCCUUCUACGAGAACAGGGCUAUGCAGCACCAGCACCGGCCGAAGCACCAGCACCAGCAGCACGGCAACAACCACCCUGCCAACCAGUACGGAAACCCCUAUGCAACGCACUUCACCCCGCAGCAACAGCAGCAGCAACACACAGUGGCCCAGCAGCAGUAUCAGCAGUACCAAAACCAGCAACAAUUCGCACCAGCACUCGGGGGUGGGCGCAACAACAACGGGACGGGAGCCGGGGGGGGCGGCGGGGCCGCGUCUAGGAAGAACAGCAAGAAGAAAAAGGGCAGCGGCAAGGGUAAGCGUAGCGGCGGAGGGGGCAGCAAGGGGUCAUCGAGCAGCGGCGCCAAGGCGGCCAAUGGAACCGGGGACGCUAGCGCGGUAUCCCCCACAGGGGACAACGACGCCGUAUCCCCGUCCGAAAGUAAAGAGGCGUCGACGGGCAAGGAAGGGGACCAGGCCGGCGGCGCAGCGGUCGACCCAUCGGCCGCUGCCACCAACGCUACGUCCUCCUCCUACUCCAAGCCGGUCUCCGAAGGCGGAGAUAACGGUGCCGGCGCUGACUCCGCUGCCGCCGCCGUAGACGGGCAAGAGACCAAGGCUAAGGCUAAGGGUGACGACGCGUCGCCCAAGGGGGCGGACAACAAGGAAACGCCAGCGGCGGCAGCGGCGGCGGGCGAGGUUGCUUCGACGAAGGAUAUGGAGGCUGCGCCGGUGGUAGCAGCGGCGGCGGCCACCGCGGAAAGCUGAGGGCGAGCUACAAGAAUGCCGAGCCGAGGCACGGCUGCUGCAGAUGCCAGAAGCAACAACAAACAGCAGCCGAGCGGAAGUCGUUGAAUAGUGCGACGCUUGGGCCUUAGGCAAGCAAGCUACAAACAACUUGGACGAAGGUCAAGCGGAGGUCAAGCGGGAAGAGGCGAGGGCGAGGGUGUGGUGUGGUGUUGGGUUGUGUUGGGGGUUGUUGAACGAAAGCCCUAAGAGUGCGAAGUUAGAGCCGAGCGGGGGCACGGAAGAACGGUGAGUGCCAGAGCAGUCAGUACAAAGGAAGAUGUGGAAGCCGAGGACAGGCUGAUGGAGAGCUGUGGGAGAGCUCUGUCUGCACUUGCGGGCACAGAAGCGCCAAGAGUCAUGCGAAUGGGGGACGGCGGCAUCGAACCGGCCGAUCGCCUUGACUCAUAUCAGUGUUUUUCUGGGCGAGAAGGCGCAUUGCCGAUGGUGCAUGGUGGUUUGAUUGAAAGUUACCUAUUGCGUGAGAGGGAAAUGCGUCUUUUUGAGUGUCGGGGUGGGGACGGGGGGUUCCUCUCGUUGAUCAAGAGCGACAUGUGUCACCGGGCGGCGUCAUGGAGUGUGCCAAUGUUGGGCCUGUCACGUCGUCCAGUACGUCUUGGAGGUGGGCGAGGUUUGAGCGAGAGGUACUCGUAUGAUGCCGUUUUGGUUUGAAGUCGGUGUAAGUCGGUAUGUGACCAGUGGUACGAUAGUAUCGCUGCUCGUGUUAGUGCUUUGGUGCGUGAGACCACUUGAGCUUGAGAGCGGAAGGAGUUUGCGCUGGAAGUGGCUGGAGAGGGUGGAUCGUUUGAUUGGACUACCCCAGCCACACAGAGGCGAGCAAGCGUUGAUGGAUGCUCUUUGUGGAGGCGGGAAUCGAUGGGACGAUGAGAGUAUACGCUCGAUUUUUCUUGCUCUUUUUCAUUCGCUCGGCUUUGAUGAUGUUUUUUUUGUACGAAUCGCGUGGAGGUUGGAGGCACUUGGGGGCUGAGUUUGUUUAGGUUUCGCUCGUUCUCUUGCGGGGGGCACUCAUUCUCUUGCGAGGGGGAGGUGUAGGCCGUCGUGCAGCGCCGUUGGCCCGCCUGUUCUCGACAAAGGAGGCACCAACGAUAGUCAUGUUUUCGCCGACCUGGUCUCGAUAGUGUAUGGCCAAGCUGGAGUCCCCAAGGACAGCGGAUUCAACCCGUUGUUUUUGAUUGACUCGCGUUCUCUCAGCACGGAACACAGGCCGCAAGCACGCUUUUGAACCCCCUUCCAAGACAAACCUACAUCAAGGGUUGCGGGAAUAGUACUCCAUCCACCACACGUACGUCUGUUUUCUACCCCACUUGAUGUUUUUCACUGCUGUCAGUUGCGGGGGGUGCACUGCCGGAGACAUUAUUUGGUUUUCUUCACUACAUUUUGUCCGUUUUCGUUUUGUCAGGGGAAGGGGAGGGGGGCAAGGCGCGCGUAUGAUAGAUAGGCCAAUGUUUUGGGAGACUCACCACUCGCUUGUCGCUUCCUUCCGUUGUUCGUCUUUGGUUUGGCCGCCCCGUUGAGAGGCUCACAUGCUGAUACCUGCCAACGGAUCGCGGUGUAUUGUAGCACUCGGGAUGGUGGCAGGUAAUACAGAGGGAGAGUCAGAGUGGGGCGCCGAGAAGAUGGCGUCUCAGUUUUUUGUUUUUGGCUUUUUGCGGUAUGUGCUGUUGCACGCAUCUCGUUCCUUCGGGGGGGUAUAGCCCUCUCCCUUCCUUAGGAAAUCCGUACCGAUACCUUCGCCCCACCUCUCGAUAGUUGUUAACUCGUCUUGUUUCGUCGCUCACGUGUGACUUUUCUUUUGCAUGCCGGGAACAACGGGUGAUCGAUGGUGGCGUAGCAAGGGGUUUCCGUACUUGUACGGCUUUGGCCUGCUGCCUCACCAAUCACUCAGUUCGUCACAUCGAAGUUGGAUUCCGUGGCGUGGGAUGGAUGCCUCGACCAGAAGCCUGAUUCUUUCCCGUUCACGGGCGCUCCCUGUUGGCGAUUUCUCUGACUGGUCAAGCUCUUCAACGCAAGGUGCUCUCUGGUUCACAUUGAAUCACUGGCUGUUUUACUUGUAGUUUCAUGUUUGUUGGGCGCUGGUUGUUGAAACCAACCCUCGGUCGAACGUGUCCCGCGGUCGACGUGCAUUCGUCUUGACUUUUCUUCGUGUUAGUCGUAUAUAAAGUACUUCGAUUUCUCCUUGCCGCAGUCUCGCUUUGUUCCCCGCUUUUGCCUCCUCCCAUGCCACUCGUUAUCCUCUCGGCGGGGAGCUUGACUCGGGAGGGGAACACUACUAGUCAGUGCUAGCCAUGCUGGAAAACGCGGUCCAAGUCUUGUUUUUGUUAGUUUGGAAAGCUUGGCUUCCUUGUAGGUUUGUUUGGCGUUGGAAUUUAGGUUCAGGGUUUGGAUAUUGGAAGGCGUCGGCGUCUUGUAUUUUAUGUUCCCUGUUUACGCAGGUGAUGCACGGGGAACACCUCGGUGGUCUCGAUGAAUAUACCGUUUCGUGCGUACUUUCUCUACUGCGGCGUGCAGAUGCAUCUGGUAAAUGCAUGGUUCACUGCUUUUUGCACGGGUCGUUUUUUUUCUACAAAGCGGGCAGGAUUCGAAAACGACGAAGACUCCUUGAUCUUGCUUUUCAUUUUGGCAUGGUUUGGCGGGUGUCUACUCAAUGGGUGAUAUGAAGGACAUAUUCUGCAAAUGCGUGGUGACCUUCAAGUUGUGGAGAUUGGGGAUAUGAUUAUUCAGAGGGAGGAAUGGAGACGGCAGAAGGUUGCUUCGCCAUCGAGUGUUUGCACAAUCAGAUCCCUUUCACAAAUCAAAACCAGCUGUUGUUGGAGCAGCUUGCUUCGGCAAGUAAGUAUGCUAAUCCAGUUGUGUUGAACACUUCGAAUAGAGGAUUCUUUUAUUACGGUUUCUUUGACGAAUCGCAGGAUUUACCCCACAGAAGAGAAGAGAGCUACAGUACACGAGCUGGAAACAGU